Ornithorhynchus anatinus (platypus) is the source of this 1459-nucleotide messenger RNA. RefSeq names its product peptidylprolyl isomerase like 6 (gene PPIL6). The transcript has 8 exons. Gene Ontology annotation, biological process: protein peptidyl-prolyl isomerization. The record is from RefSeq and is a predicted model, not a curated record. Gene Ontology annotation, molecular function: peptidyl-prolyl cis-trans isomerase activity. Bases 224 to 970 code for a protein of 248 amino acids. NCBI's taxonomy places the organism in Eukaryota, Metazoa, Chordata, Mammalia, Monotremata, Ornithorhynchidae.
CGCCCUGGCACAGGGAGGGAAGGCGGACGUCGGAAGAGAAAACCACCGAGAGGCUUUCGCUCAAACUGGGAUUAUCGCUCGCCUCCGGCCCCCCGACGUCUGGUCGCUUGGGGCGGAGACGCAUUUUUGUCAUCCGCGAACGUGACCGGAUUCCGCCGGACGUGCAGAGAGCCUGAAGAAGAGUUUUCCCACCAAAUUCGCAGAACCGAUCAUUCUUCCUCUAAUGGAAUUUGCUUGGAACGAAUAUUUACAGGAGAAAAAAAAGGAGCUCCGGGGCGAGAUGUGGGCGUAUCCUGCCCGCGUGAUGUGUUUUACCGACGGCCAGCUUCUGGGGGACGAAGAUGCCCUGCUGGCCUGGUCCUCCGAGAAGUGGGAUUAUAAGGAUCCUAAACCCAAGGCCUUCUACGAAGCUGUCGCCUCGGAUUUCUGCAUCAACUAUCUGCAAAACCCCAAGCACGAUUUUGCGUAUCUAGACAUCGCUAUUCAGGACGAAGCCAUUGGGCGACUGGUGUUUGAGCUCUUUUCCAGCGAAUGCCCCAAAACCUGCACCAAUUUUCAGACUCUCUGCACCGGAAGUGCCGGGAUUUCUCCCAGCGGAGUGAGGCUGCAUUAUAAAGAUUCCGCUUUCCAUCGACUAGUGAAGAAUGGAUGGUUGCAAGGAGGAGAUAUAACCUCUGGGAAAGGCGAUGGCGGCGAAUCAAUCUACGGCCCGACAUUUGAAGAUGAAAACUUUUCAGUCUCUCAUAAGAGAAGAGGGACUCUCGGGAUGGCGAAUAAGGGACGUCACAGCAACGGAUCCCAGUUCUACAUCACGCUCCAGCCAGCGCCCUACCUGGACAGAAAAUACGUGGCAUUCGGGCAACUGAUCGAAGGGACGGAAGUUCUUCAGAAACUGGAAGAAGUAGCCACGUGCAACGAGAGACCAGUAGUAGAUUGUAAAAUCAUGGACUGUGGAGUUCUUUACCUCUAAUUUUUAGGCGAUUUUUUCCCAACUGUAGUUCAUUAGGGGAUCUUUCCCAUCGGUGUCGUCUAGAUUUUCACGAAUCAAAUCCGCAAACGGCUACCAGUGGAAACGCCAGGGCUACUAUUUUUGCAGAUUCAAAAUCCUCCCCGUAAAUAAUAUGUUCAUCUCGGUCUUCUUUGCAGUCCCCGAGGGGUCUCAACUCCUGGUCAUUGACAGAUUUGCAGGGGGAAAAUCUGGAAAAGCCGCCUCCUCCUUCUCUAUAGAGAAGUUUUAGAACUUUUGCUUCUGUUUAAAAUUACCUUAAUUAAUUUUACCGUCGGGACAUUUCCCCCGGAGCCAGGCCGGCGUGUGUUGCAUGAGAAUGCAACUCGGUCUCUCCGUGGGCCCCGGGGCGGUUUUGCGAGUUUCUGUUUCUUCUGUGGCGAAUUCUCAUCACUUUAACCGAUAGAAAAGGGAAUAUUUUGAUUCAUUAAAGUUCAUUUGGCCGUCGGUGUA